CUUAAGAGAAAGUGAUCAAAAACUUUGUAUGCAAUGAAGACCACUGGAGGCAUUGUGUUGGCUUUUGUAGCUGUUAUCAGCUUUUCUUGUUUUACAACUGCAACUGGAAAUCAGAUUGAUUGCACUAAAUAUAAGAAAGGAGAACCUGUGACUGAUUUUGCAUGUGACAAAUCACUGAUGGAACUUUGUGGAACAGAUGGGAAAACCUAUGACAACAAAUGCCUCCUAUGUAACGAGAAACUGAUAAGAAACCCAUCUCUUGGAGUCAAACAUAAGGGAUCGUGUGACAUAGAAGGAACUCGGCUUGACUGUAAAAAAUAUAUUAAUCAAGAUGUGUGCACCCGUGAAUAUGAGGCACACUGUGGAUCAGAUGGAUACACUUAUGGCAACGAAUGUGAAUAUUGUAAUGCCCAAAAUAUAAACCCCACAUUAACCCUCCUGUUUAAAGAUGAAUGUUUUGUUGAUAAGGAUUAAGGCUGAAGGAGGUAGCACCAUGGUGUGCUUUGUACUAAUCAUACAUUGAUUGGAGAGCAUGGAUAUGUAAUAAAUUGAUACAAUUUGA
This is a messenger RNA of Pelobates fuscus (common spadefoot toad), 562 nucleotides long. RefSeq names its product ovomucoid-like. The coding region runs from base 34 to 474 and encodes 146 amino acids. Gene Ontology annotation, molecular function: protein binding. The transcript has 6 exons. NCBI's taxonomy places the organism in Eukaryota, Metazoa, Chordata, Amphibia, Anura, Pelobatidae. The record is from RefSeq and is a predicted model, not a curated record.